Molecule: messenger RNA, 4741 nt
Organism: Anopheles moucheti
Lineage: Eukaryota; Metazoa; Arthropoda; Insecta; Diptera; Culicidae
Exons: 3
Coding region: 1051-2790 (579 amino acids)
Source: RefSeq, a predicted model, not a curated record
CAAAACGCACCGUGCACGUGUGAUUUCGAUGAGGAAAAAAAAGUUUGCACUCAAGAAGCAGCGCCAGAAUCUCCUUCAGUAAUUGUGUUCUAACUGAGUGCGGGUAUGCGAAGUAUAUGCGAAGAUGCUACAGCAAAUCAACCAUUGAUCACGUUCUGCUUUGCUGUAAAGUGCCCAAGUGAUUUUUGAAGUUGAUCAAAGCGAAGCGAAUCGUGCAUACAACACAAAGAGUAGCAACGAAAAAAGAUAAAUUAGCGUGUGGUGUGCCUCGUUUUAUCACCGAGAGGAAGGGAAAGAUCUUGGCAUCGUAAGAUUUUCUCCAUUUUCCACUUGUGCCUUCGAGUGCCGAACGCAGCGACGCGUAAAUCUAAGCGAAUGAGUGAGUGAUGAGAGGAAAAUUGCAGCAUCCGCAAGCAAAUCUGUGUUUUAUAAGGCGAGAAAGAUCGUUCUUCUUCUGCUGGCUGGUCCGUGGUUUGUGACUUCGCCAAGCAGGCAGGGCAUCGAUCUGCAAAUUGAAGUGCUCAAGUGUUUGUGCGUAUUUUUUGUUUUUUGCUGUAUGAUUUAUAUUUUUUUGCUGUGUCUGUGGAAGCUGUAUUUUAUGUUGUGCGAAUGAUGCCGCGAUAAGAAGCAAGAGUGUUUGAAGCGACGAAAUUUUGAUUUAAAAAAUAAGUCCUCUGUGUCGUUUUGAGUGUUGAGCGGGCAUCAGGCCGCAGACGGGCAAGGAUACCUUUCCCAUGGUUGGCGUUAACCUGUAGCUAUUCCGGGGUGCUUUCCAUCGAUGCUACCAACGUACGGCAUCAACACGCCAACCGUGCACACCAUGAGCCAGCAGCCGCCUACCGAUGCACCGUCCGCGUACGUCCAGCAGCGACCGAAGCCAGUCUGAAGGAUUGCUCCAACCACGAUAAAGGGCGCCCGGCAGGGGUUCGCAGCAAGUUGCAAGUUUAGUUGCAGCAACGCCCCCCAUUAGGCGUAUCAAUUUUCAUCUUCCUUCAAACCCUUACACACACGCACGCACCGCGACUGUGAGUCAGCAAGGCCAUCGCCACCAUGUCGCACCGUAUGUCGCCAAAGACGCGGGUCGUGUUCAAGUUCAUCUUCGGGCUCGGCAUCUGGUCGUUCCUGGUGCUGGGCUUCUUCAAGCUGAACGGCGACCCGGUGAUGCCGCACCAGUUCCAGCAAUCGCCCAUUAACGGCCGGCUGCUGCUAAACAAGGACAACCGAUGGACCGGAAAUGAGGCCACCUCGACCACCACCGACCGCUACCUGUCACCGGCCGGGCUGGCGGGCGCAAUGGCCGGCGUUGACGAGGUGCUCGUCGAUAAUCGUGCCGUGAUCGAUGACGAGCAGCUGGUGCGGGACGUGGAAUCGCGGCUUCCUUCGCUACCGAUCGCGUACUGGAGCAAGCACAAGAACGUGGUGCAGAAGAAGGCAUCAUGCGCCCGCUAUCCGUCAAUCUUCGAGCUCGAGUUCAACAACAUCUACUGGCAGACGCUGCGCAGCACGAACGGUACGUUCCAGCUGUACGGUGCGUACUACGACAUCCGGAAGCGAUCGCGCAUCGGGCCGGCCGUACGCAUCCUCGGGAUGAUCGACCGGAUUGAGCCGCGGGUGAAGACUUUCUGUCAGCUGUGGUUCGACGGCCAGAAGGAACCGUUCAUCGUGAAGACGUUCGAGUACAAGUACAUCUGGUUCAACAAGUGGGGCAACUACAAGCAGGGCAUCUAUCAGCCGUAUCUGAUCGCCUGUCAGAUCCCGAAACCAUUCCGCGGGCUCGUGCCGGCUUCGGUUUCGCUGGUGGAGAAGCAGUGCGACACGGCCACUAACAAUCUACGCGUGCUGUACAACCGACCGCUGGACGAUGAAAAGCGGGGCUUUGCCGUGUGCGUCAAAGGGUUGGACUUCCUGUACGACGAUCUGUCGGUGCGUUUGGUCGAGUGGAUCGAGCUGCUGGGCAUGCUCGGUGCGGACAAGGUGUUCUUCUAUGAGCUACAGGUACAUCCCAAUAUCUCCAAGGUGCUGCGGUACUACGAGGAACAGGAUCGAGUGCACGUAACGCCACUGACACUGCCGGGUGGGCAACCGAACGUGCCCGGCUUCCAGCAUCUUUUCCUCUCGAAGAAGACGACCCACAAGCGGCAGAACGAACUGAUACCGUACAACGACUGUCUGUACAAGAACAUGUACAAGUACAACUUCAUCGCACUGCUCGACAUCGACGAGGUGAUUAUGCCACGCCGACCGGAAGACCGUACCUGGCACGAUCUGAUGAAACGUGUGGUCGCAAAGGGCAUGAAGCUAAAGAACGACACAUACCCCAGCUACAAUGUACGCAACGUGUACUUCUUCGAUCGGGGUGAUCAGCACGACCACGAAUGGGCGAAGGAUACGCCGCGGUACAUGCACAUGCUGCAGCACGUGACGCGCGCGAAGAAUUUCACCAAACCCAACCAGUACGUCAAAUGCUUCCACAACCCGGAACGGGUACUGACGCUGCAUAAUCACUUUCCGAUCGCGUGUCUCGGCGGUACCUGUCACUCGUACCCGGUGUCUACGGAUGACGCACAGCUGCAGCACUACCGGGCCGAUUGUGUGCGAACGCUGAAGAAGAGCUGUGAGGAGUUCAAGGAGAAUCAGGUGCGUGAUACCACGAUCUGGAAGUACAAGGACGAGCUGAUACAGCGUACGCGCCGUACGCUAGACGUGCUCGGGUUCUUCAAACCGUCGUCGACGGGCGGCGGCGGUGGAUCGCUGUUGCGCGGUGGCAAGGACUCACUCUACAAACGGUGACUGUUGGCCCGGGUUCGAAGUCUGUUUAGUCUCUAGUAGGAGCGCGAUCUGUGAGCGAACUUUAAGUCGAUCCGGUGGGAUGUAAAAGUGUGACAGAAUACACCACUACUAGUACUACUACUACUACUACUGUUACAGCUAUUUUGAGUAUAAGUACUACUAUUACUUCUACUACUGCUACUACAACUACUACUCCAGCUACCAGUAAAAAUAAGUCUAAGUUAUGUAGACGAUAACGGUUGCGAUAGUAAAAAUGGUGCAAACGAUGCAAUGUAUAAAGCCACUAAGCUAUGUUGGGGUGCGGUUAAACUAAAAUGGGAUUAGUACAUAUUGUAUGCUAGGAAAGGGUUCCUAGGAUUCCAAGCGAUGAGAGGUUAAUGUUCGAACAUUUGUGAGCAGUGUGCAUAUUAGACGAGAGAAGCUUCGAACUUGCACUAUACGGGAUAAACCUGUGAGGCCUUCCCGUGUAUAUGUGUAUGUGUAUGUUUUGUGCAUAACCCUAGCGAUCCCGUAAUUAAGUAGGUUUGUGAUAGUCACUCCCUAUUCCCCUCCUCGAUCAAUCGCUCGAUCGUUUAUUCAGUCCCACAUGAGAGUGUUUGAAGGUGAAUCUGUAUGCACGCGAAGUUGUCUUCUUAAGAUGAUACAUCUGUAUGACUGCGAUUGUACAAAGCGGUGGUGAUAGCAGGGAAUGAAUGAAGUAAUACAAAAUAGUAAUCGAAAUAUCGUUUCGAACCGAGUGCGUUUCGCCCAAGUAGAUCCCAUUUGCACCCAGCAGGGUGCAUCUUUUCAUUUCAUCCGUUCCUAACCGUUCCACGGUCGAUCCACUACGCAUUGCUUGUGACUAAAGUAACAGCGAAAGAGAGAGAUUUCCUACUUACUCCAAAAAGCAGGCAAUGCGCCUAAUGCUUUACUCUACCAUAGCAUCUUAAAACGUUAGCCGUCCCGGUUCACUGGGUCUGCAAGGAUGAGCUGAAACGAUUUUGCAACAAAUUUCACGCACAACUCACGAUCGAUUCACUCAUCAACCACACGUUGUCGCAGCGUUCGAACGCGCUUCGUUGACUCCUUUCCUCGUUGUUCUAUUUAUAUACGAAUUAAGUAAAAGCAUAUGAUAGUUAAGCGUAAGAACCGUGACCGGAUAGGAUAAAAAACGUGAGCAACCUACGCGACACCGGUAUCGUCGAUAAUAAUGUUGUACGACUCAACGAUAGCGUGACGGCAGCUCUUCAUGGUCAUUGUGACGCCAAACGUUUAGGAGGAUCCUUUAGGAGAAAGACGGAAACGAUACGAGACGCAUGUUUGAGAUUGUAAAAAUAGCACCGAUCGCUGCGAACACUAACAACGGCGAGGUUAAGCAAGACGUUGUCAAGACAACCGCGUAUACCACGCGUACCACGGUAUUAGCUAGGAAUUUUGUUAAUUAGGUACUAUUGAAGAAUUGCUCUAUCGAAUACCUUUGUAUAUAUGAAAGACUGAAUUCGAGAGGUUUUUGAAGUGGAACGCUAAAAAGGAAUUGCAGCGACAGUGAAGUGUAAAACGUUACGAACGGCACGCUUCCUGGUGACGCACAUUAAUGGCAACGGUAAACGGAAGAUAACAAGCUCUUAAUCCUGUUGAUGAUGUUAUGUAAAAACACAGGCAGACAGUGCCUAAAGGUAUGCAAUCCGCAUGACAAUAUUUCCUAUUCCAGCAAGCGCUUGUUAGUUUCCGUUUAUCUUGUUGAGGAGUUUAUCAACAGGGCAAAUGGAGGUGUAACAAUGAUAAAACGAAAAAAAACUUCUGUGGCAAUUUUACGGUGCAGAAAGGCAAAGAAUGUUUAUUAUUUAUUGUGUCAACAUGGUGCACUCGUUUAGAUUUUUUCCCCACAAUAUUUCGUUAUGUUCAAUCAAUUACUAAGACAGACAGGUACAUAUCGAGUGAAGGAUUAAAACGUAAAAUUAUCACCAAACCA